Clarias gariepinus (North African catfish) is the source of this 1786-nucleotide messenger RNA. RefSeq names its product ADP-ribosylation factor-like 4Cb (gene arl4cb). Gene Ontology annotation, molecular function: GTP binding; GTPase activity. The record is from RefSeq and is a predicted model, not a curated record. The coding region runs from base 450 to 1028 and encodes 192 amino acids. Lineage: Eukaryota; Metazoa; Chordata; Actinopteri; Siluriformes; Clariidae. Gene Ontology annotation, biological process: intracellular protein transport; endocytic recycling. Gene Ontology annotation, cellular component: cytoplasm. The transcript has a single exon.
UGAGGCGGUGAGACGUGAGGUGUGUCUGCGUGUGUCUGCGUGUGUGUUCUGACUACUGAUUCACCUUCGGCUUCGUAUAUACCUUUUUUACUUUCUGUUUUAUUGGGAUCUAUUUCACAGAACUAGAGCAGGAUAUAUGUUUCAUUUGAAAAAAGGCAUCAUGUUUAAGAAAAAGGACCAGUUUACAUAUAGUGUGGAGUGACUGGGAGAGGAAACCGGUCAAGCUGGAAAAGGAAAGAUGGCGUUUUAACCUGUUCAUGGAGGAGAAUGCAAAUGUAAAGGAAAUACUGGAAUUUUUUUCCACCUCUGAAGCUUGAGCGUCUCCUCAUGACCGCGUCAUCAAGCUGUUAAAACUACUGCUCCUGAACUGCCGUACUACUGAAUCAUUCCUGUCAGGUACGUACCUCGUAUCAGAGGACAGCGUAUUAAAAAAAAAAAAAAAAAAAGAAAUGGGGAACGGCUUUUCCAACAUAUCCGCCUUCCAGUCCCUUCACAUCGUGAUGCUCGGGCUGGACUCGGCAGGCAAGACAACCGUCCUCUACAGACUGAAGUUCAAUGAGUUUGUCAACACCGUACCCACGAUCGGGUUCAACACCGAGAAGAUCAAGCUGAGCAAUGGUGCAGCGAAGGGCAUCAGCUGCCAUUUCUGGGAUGUCGGCGGCCAAGAGAAGCUGCGUCCGCUCUGGAAAUCGUAUAGUCGCUGCACGGACGGCAUCAUCUACGUAGUGGACUCGGUGGACGUUGACAGGCUCGAGGAGGCCAAAACCGAGCUGCACAAGGUGACCAAGUUUGCAGAGAACCAAGGAACACCGCUCCUAGUCAUCGCCAAUAAACAGGAUCUGCCCAGGUCUCUGCCGGUGGCCGAUAUUGAGAAGCAGCUGGCACUGAACGAGCUGACCCCGUCCACGGCAUACCACGUUCAGCCUGCUUGUGCCAUCAUCGGCGAGGGGCUUCACGAAGGCAUGGACAAACUGUACGAAAUGAUCGUGAAGCGACGAAAAGCCCUGAAGCAGAAAAAGAAGCGAUAACCCAUGUUCGCUCCAAGGAUCUGUUUCCCCCGUCAUUCAUGCCCUCCUGCAAGCCUGGGACCCAUCGUCACGUGCCAACGCAAUGCUUGGAUUAUUGAUUGAUUGACUGAUUUUGAGGCAGUUUGUUUGCUUUGAGUUGGAUUUACUUUGAACUUUUGCAGAUGCUGUACGGCUUGCUGGAUGGUUUCGAACCAUAGUGAACUUACAGAAAAAAAUUUAAAAAUGCAAAAACUUGAAUUUCGACUCAAAUAUGACUCGUCACAAUGAAAAAGGGCUGGUUCCCUUUUGUGCUGCUGUUGACUUACUGUGCCGUCGUCAUACCGAAGGAGCUCUCUACUUUAGCACUGUGAAGAAGAUUUACGAACAGUCCGUGGAAACGCUUGAUUUUCUUUCUCUGACGACGGCUCGAAGCGUGACCGCGUGCGUCACGAGAAUAACGCCGCCUAAAAUCCUUUACGAGUAACUCCGUUUAGGAUCCUGACCAGAAGGUUAAGGCCUGCGGAAGAGAAAAACGCUGGGUACAUAAAGUCAUGGACUUGUUGUACACGAUCCAGGCUUAUGAAGACACUCAUGAUGAACAUGACGUGUGGUGGACGGUGCUUACUAUUUUAUGUGCUUGCAACCUCGGUCCACCACUUAGCACUUUUCCUUACCAAAACCAGUAGAGUUCAACACUGUAUUGCUAAACUCAAGAUUAUUGUAUUACACAGUCAAAAGAUGAAUUCUGAAGUAUUUUUCAAUUAAAAAAAUUCAGAAAG